Eurypyga helias (sunbittern) is the source of this 11465-nucleotide messenger RNA. RefSeq names its product A kinase (PRKA) anchor protein 9 (gene AKAP9). Gene Ontology annotation, cellular component: Golgi stack; centrosome; synaptic membrane. Lineage: Eukaryota; Metazoa; Chordata; Aves; Eurypygiformes; Eurypygidae. Gene Ontology annotation, molecular function: potassium channel regulator activity; protein kinase A regulatory subunit binding; molecular adaptor activity. Gene Ontology annotation, biological process: signal transduction; regulation of ventricular cardiac muscle cell membrane repolarization; maintenance of centrosome location. The record is from RefSeq and is a predicted model, not a curated record.
GUGAAAUUUCCACCACAGUAGAAGAUUACAGUUCUGAGGUAAAUGGUUGCAGUUUUGUGACAAGAACAUCAAUACCUGCAGGCUUAAUCAGGGAAGAAGAAUUUGGAGUUGCAGAGAUUUGUUCUGAGCAUGGAAUGCAGCACUCUCAUACGCAGCUAGAGGUGAUGGAGAAUGAAUUGGCUGGGAAACAACAAGAGAUUGAAGAGCUAAACAGAGAGCUAGAAGAAAUGAGGGCAGCCUAUGGUACAGAAGGAUUGCAACAGCUGCAGGAAUUUGAAGCUGCUAUCAAAAAGAGAGAUGACAUUAUUACUCAGCUCACUACAAACCUACAGCAGGCACGGAAAGAAAAGGAUGAAACUAUGAGGGAGUUCUUAGAGCUUACUGAACAAAGUCAAAAACUGCAAAUUCAGUUUCAGCAUUUGCAGGCAAGUGAAGCCCUAAGGAACACCAGCCAUAGCUGCACAGCAGCUGAUUUAUUGCAAGCCAAGCAACAGAUACUUUCACAUCAGCAACAGCUAGAAGAACAAGAAUGUCUGCUGAAGAAUUAUCAAAAAAAGAAUGAAGAAUUUGAAGUGCAGAUUAUACGUCUUCAAGACAAAAUCACAACAUAUGAAAUGGGAGAAGAUUUGAGUAAACUGCAGGAAAAGGAAGUAUUAGUUGAAGAGCUGGAAGCAAAACUUGGAGAAGAAGAAAAAAAUUCGUUUCAGCUUAAGGAAAAACUAUCAGAUGUCAGUAAAUUACUUGAAGAAUUGAAAGAACAGAUUUCACUAAAGAACCAGGAGAUAAGUAAUAUGAGAGUUGAACUUAGCACCUACAAACAGAAAGAAAGACAAUGUUCUGAUGAAAUAAAACAAUUAAUGGGAACUGUGGAAGAAUUGCAGAAACGAUGUUAUAAAGACAGCCAGGCUGAAGCUGACAUUGUGCAAAGAAUGGAAUUAGAAACACAAAGGAGACUGGCGCAGCUUCAGGCUGAAUUAGAUGAAAUGCAUGGCCAGCAGAUUGUACAAAUGAAGCAAGAAUUAAUUAAGCAACAUGCAAUGGAAAUAGAACAGCGUCUUUUGCAACAAAAAGUAGAAUUGGAGAAAACUUCAAGUUUGUGUUUGCAUGAGAAUGUUAACAAAGAUCAAAUGCAUUUAAUGAAUAUUAAAAUUAAUGAACUGAAUGUGAAAUUGAAAGAUGCUGAUAAUGAAAAGGAAAAAAUAAGGCAAGAAUUGUCACAGCAGAUGGAAGUAAUUUCAGCAGAGAAGUCUCUUCAGCAAACUAAAAUUGAAGAUCUUUUCCAAGAACUGAAUUUUUCAAGAGAGCAGGUUCAAAGAGCCAAACAAACUAUAGUAGAUAUGGAAAGUAGAUUAAGUGAAGCUGAAAAAUACCAGUUUGUGAUUGAAGAUUUAAAAACUCAGUUGGCUUCUGCCUCUGAAUUCAGGAAGGAAUUGGAAUUAAAGCAUGAGGCAGAAGUAACAAAUUACAAAAUAAAACUUGAAAUGCUGGAAAGGGAGAAGGAUGCAGUUUUGGACAGGAUGGCAGAAUCUCAAGAAGCAGAAUUAGAGAGACUAAGAACAAAGCUUCUGUUUAGUCAUGAAGAGGAACUUUCCAGGCUUAAAGAAGACUUAGAAAAAGAGCAUAUGGUGAACAUGGAAAGCAUCAAAGUUAACUUGAAUAUGCACCAUAAACAGCAGUUGGAUGAGGUACAGAAUGAAAUGAGUAAAAAGAUAGAAGUCAUGCAAUGUGAAAAGGACAACUUAAUCAUAAAGCAAAAUCAGUUGAUAUUGGAGAUUUCAAACCUGAAAGAUGUACAGCAGUCUAUUGUAAAUUCUAAAUCUGAAGAAAUGACGCUUAAAAUCCAGGAGCUGCAGAAGGAAAUUGAAGUGCUUAGGCAAGAGGAAAAAGAAAAAGGUACCCUUGAACAAGAAAUUCAAGAGCUGCAGCUUAAAACCGAAUCGUUGCAAGAACAAAUGAGGGAGAGAGAAGAUAGCCUUCAAAAAAAAUGUUCAGAACUUGAAACACAAAAUAACCUUCUUAAGGGGGAAAACAGAACCCUGGAAGAGAAAUUAAAGAGCAUGUUUGUAAGCUCUGAAGAAAAUGUCAUUUUUAACAACAUUGUUAGCAAUAAGUCAGAAAUUUUGGAUUUGCAAAAAAGAGUAGAAAAUCUAAUUACUGAAAAUGAGCAACUUAAAAACCAAACCAGUCAACUCCAAGCGGAUACUGAAAGGCAGAAGAGUGCGUUUUCAUUUACUGAGAAAACUCUUGAAGCUAAUUAUAAAGAGCUGCAGAAAGAAUGUGCAAGUCUUCUGAAAGCAAAAACGGAGUUAGAAGAGAGCAAGAAUAAGCAGGAAGCUGAGUAUAAAAGCAAACUCAAAGAUUUGAAUGAAAAACUUCAACACUUAGAAAGCAAUAGACCAGUUUUAAAUGAAAUUAAAACUUCUGGUUUGGAAGGGAGUAAAGAAAUCAAGGUGUCCAGGGCAGACACAUUUGAGGCUGGAGAAGUUGUAGAGAAAGAUGCGACAGAACUUAUGGAAAAGCUUGAGGUUACCCAGCGUGAGAAACUGGAAUUAUCCCUGAGACUUUCUGAUCUCUCUGAACAGUUGAAGUCAAAGUGUAGUGAAAUUUACCAUUUAAAUGAAAAAGUUAAAUCCUUAAAUGAUGAGAAAGAACAGAAUAUAGCAAAAUGUAAAAAACUAGAACUCAUAAUUAGCCGUGCUCAGAGAGGAAACAGUAGCAGUAAUGACCCCAAAACAAAAUGCUCUAAAGGAAAAGCUCUCAAGACUGCUGCUGCAGCAUCUGAAAGGAGAAAUAAAACCCCUGGUUCAAGGAAUGAAGUUGAUGAAGGAACAAAUAUAAGUGGAAAUCUAGGUUUGGGUAAAGAUGUCAGUCAUGAAUUAACAAAAGGGAAGGAAGUUCAGCAAACACUGAAACUGAAACAGCAGUCUCAUGUAGAUUUGCAUGGGACGACAGACAGGCUGACAGAUGAAACAUCAGUAAUAGCCAUUACACAGAGUGAAAAUAAUAAUCUUCAGCAGCAAGUGGAUGCCUUAAAAUCAGAACAGACUGAUUUACAGCUACAGAUGGAAGCCCAGCGCAUUUGCCUGUCCCUGGUUUAUUCAGCUCAUGUAGACCAGGUUCGUGAGUGCCUGAAAGCAGAAAAAGAGACUGCACUUUGCAGUCUUAAAGAGGAGCUUGUUCGUAGUCAUCUACAAGAGAUGAAUGAUCUUAAAAAAAUGCAUCAGCUGGAGCUCCAGACCUUGAAAAUUCAACAAGCAGAUGAUGAAGUCAGAUCUACACAAAGACUUAUAGAAAAGCUGAAUGAAGCUGUAACUGAAGAAUGUUCUAAGCUUGCUCAGGUUUUGUGUGACAAUCAGAAUGAACAUUCUUCCGCUGCUGUAGAAGUUGGUGAUAGGGAACAGCAUAUUUUCCAUAGACCUGCUGCUGUGAGAGAGAAACUGAGUGUAGAAUUACCAGUACACAGAGGUCAAGCUCAGGCUGUGCAAGAACGUAUGGAUGCACUUCUACACAAGAUAAAGGAAGAAUACAAUAGGCUGAAAGCACUUCAAACACAGCUGAUAAAAGAUUGUAAACAGGUCAGAGAACCAUGGCUGUUGUCCUCAGAAAAGAGGAAAGAGGAGGAACCUAGCCAUCUGGAAACAAGAAAGGAAUGUCUGCAGACCCCUUCACAGGGUCUGAUGGAUCCUAAGAUUCAAGAAUACUGUUCGAAGGAGAUAGGAAACCUUAAACCACAACUUGAAGAACAGCAUGCUCAAGAGCUGGAACACCUUCGGUCCUGUUUCCAACCGCAGCUGAAAGAAAGUGAAGAGUGGGACACUGCAGAGAUUGUCCAUAUGCAGGAUAAGCUUCAGAGUGGUGGGGUAUCCUCUGACCACGCAAGUGUAUCUACAGAUUCACAAUUAAAGCUAAAAGAUGUAUUCAGGGAAGUGAAGUGCACUGAAAAUCUUCAUCCACAAAGAACAGAUGAAGCACUGCAGCUUGCUAAUGAAAUUGAAAUGCAGAAUGAUGUGGAUGUUGUUCAGUUGCUAGAAAAACAGUACCAAGAAAGGUUAGAAGAAGAAAUCGCAAAGGUAAUCGUGUCAAUGAGUGUAGCAUUUGCCAGACAGACUGAAUUGUCAAGAAUUGCUAGGCAGAAGGAAGAAGCAGCACAAACACAGAUUGUACACCAAGGAGUGCAUUUUGAAAUUAAAAAGCAGUGUAGUGAAGGAGAGGUUGAUGGCCCUCUUAGAAAAGCUACAGAAAAAGGCAGUAAGCAUGAAGAAGAACUGAAAUCACUCUGCAAGGAACUCACUGAAGAGUCUGGUGAGAUCAACUCACUUGGAGAACAGCUUCAUUUGAAUAGCAAGCCCAGUUGCAUAUUAGGACAGACCACACAUGAAUCAGUGAUUUCUGAAGACCUUUUUUCCCAUGUCAAGGAGCUUACGGCAGAAGAAACACCGUGCUACAGUGAGAUGACUGUGUCGGACAGAGAAACAUCAAGUCAGCUGAUGUUAUAUGAGGAACGUUUGGAAGACAUGCGACAGGAGCUAGUACGGCAGUAUCAGGAGCAUCAGCAGGCAACAGAAUUACUGCGACAAGGGCACAUGCAGCAAAUGGAACGUCAAAAAGAAAAUCAAGAGCAACUCCUGGCAGAGCUUGAGAGUCUAAAAGUGCAAUUAGCUGAGCGUGUCUCAAUGGAGAAUGACAGCCUGGUUGCAGAGAGAGAGAGAAUGCUUUUAGAAGAACUGGAAUCAUUAAAGCAACAUUCUGUACCCAGAAAAGAAAGGCUGGUGUUUGUGCUACAAAACAACAGCACACAAACGGAGAAUGAAAAUGAAAACCAAAGCGAUGUGAGAGAGCAGAACUUUGAGGAUGAAGAUGGAGGAAGAAAGCCUGAUGAAACGUCUUCAGCUCUUCUUUCUAAAGAAAGGGAUGUUUUUCAGAAGGCUAAUGAAAAACUCAUGAAGAUUCUUUUAGAAAUUGUGAAGACAACUGUGGCCAUGGAGGAGACAAUUGGUCGCCAUGUUCUCGGGUUACUGGAUCGGUCUGGGAAAGUUCAGCCUUCCAAAGCAGCUGGAUGGGACACAGAGACAGAGGACUCAGUAAAUCCCUGCAUCCGUGUGGGAUAUGAAAAAGAAUCCUGUUCCUCAUAUCACGGUGGUGGUAUGGGAGAUGACGAUAUUCACACAUGGUCAGGAGCAACAGAUGAAGGACUACUGAGCCAGCAUCUUGCAGAAAGUGGAGUGGAAUUAGAUCCUGAAAAUGAAGAACUCAUUCUGAAUAUUAGUUCUCGCCUACAAGCAGCUGUUGAAAAGCUUCUGGAAGCCAUCAAUGAAACGUCAAAUCAGCUUGAACAUGCUAAAAUUACUCAGACAGAACUCAUGCGAGAGUCCUUCCGAAAGCAACAAGAGGCAACAGAAUUUAUCAAGUAUCAGGAAGAACUACAAGAACGUCUUAAUGAAGAAACCAAAGCUAGAGAGCAGUUGGCUCUGGAGCUUAGUAAAGCUGAAGGCCUCAUUGAUGGUUAUGCAGAUGAAAAAGCAUUUCUGGAAAAACAGCUCCAGGAAAAAAUAGAUGUAAUUGACCAUCUUGAGCAAGAACUACUGAGUACAGGUAACAAAUUGCAGGAGUUAGAGGCUGAACAGCAGCAGAUCCAGGAAGAAAAGGAGUUACUCUCCAGGCAGAAGGACGCCAUGAGAGCAGAUGCGGGGCCAGUAGAGCAGCAAUUGCUGGAGGAAACAGAAAAGCUAAUGAAAGAAAAAAUUGAGGUACAGCGUCAAGCUGAAAAAGAAUAUGAUGACCUCCAGAAGCAAGUGAAAGUCUUGGAAAUAGACUUGGAAGAACAGGUCAAUCGUUUCAUAGAGCUAGAGCAAGAAAAAAAUGCAGAACUAAUGGAUUUAAGGCAGCAAAACCAGGCUUUGGAGAAGCAACUUGAGAAAACAAGAAAAUUUCUAGAUGAGCAAGCAAUUGACCGAGAGCAUGAGAGAGAUGUAUUCCAGCAAGAGAUACAGAAGCUGGAACAGCAGCUUAAGGUUCCACAAAGGAGUCAGCCUGUCAAUGAACAUCAGACCAGAGAGGUGGAACAGUUAACAAACCAUCUGAAAGAAAAAACAGACAAAUGCAGUGAGCUUUUGCUCUCUAAGGAGCAACUUCAGAGAGAUAUACAAGAAAGAAAUGAAGAAAUUGAGAAACUGGAGUGCAGGAUAAGAGAACUGGAACAAGCCUUAAUUAUCAGUGCAGACAAUUUGCAAAAGGUGGAGGAAAGGAAGCAGUUUGGCACCAUCAUAGUAAAGGGAGAAUUACCUCUUGAAGUACAGCUGCAAGCUGAGCGAGAAGCUGUGGACAGGAAGGAAAAGGAGGUCACAAAUCUUGAGGAACAACUGGAGCAGUUUCGAGAGGAGCUAGAAAAUAAAAAUGAAGAAGUGCAGCAGUUGCACAUGCAACUGGAAAUUCAGCGAAAGGAGUCCACUACACACUUGCAAGAACUUCAACAAGAGAACAAAUUAUUUAAGGAUGAAAUGGAAAUACUGGGACUAGCUAUCCAGAAAUCUGAAGAUGCCACCAUAAAGGACCAUCACGUACUGGCUGGGAGGCUCACUCGCAUCAUGCAAGAAAAGGAGCAGGAAAUAGAUCAUCUUCAUGAAGAAAUUGCAAAACUGCAACAGCAACUUGAAGUCACAACUGACAACAAAAUUAUUGAGGAGCAGAAUGAGCACAUACGGGAGCUUGAAGCCCAGGUAGAAUGUCUGAAAAGCGAUCAAGAACGUGUGAAGAAAAAAAAUUAUGAGGAAGUAGAGCAAUUGAAUGAUGUAAUUGAUAAGCUUCAAAAAAAUGUAUCUGCGGAUACUGCAGCUUUACAAGAAGAUGCUGACAGUUUGAAACACACACUUGAUACAGUUCUAGCACAAAAAGCAGCUUUGGAGAAGCAAGUAGAAAACUGGAAUGUAGAGGUAUCUCGAACAAAGAAUGAGCUUGAGGAAAAGAACUUAAAAAUUAAUCAGCUAAAGCAAGAGAUAAGUACGUUAAAAAAAGAGAAUGAAAGAAUAGAGAAUUAUAAGCAUGCACUGAUGAAAGGUGAUUGGGAAAAAGCAGAAGGCAGAGGCUAUGGGAAAAUUGAAGAAGUGGAAGAAGGCUCAUGUGAGAAGCUAGAGUUGCUAGAUCAAAGCCAGCUUAGGUCUUCAGAUGAAAAUACAAGAGUCACAAUUAGCAAAAUGGAGGUUCAACUGCAGCAACUUCAGGCAUGCAUUAAUGAAAAAGAUUCAGAAUUGUGCCAGUCCUACAAUGAAAUAAAAGACCUGAAAGAGCGAGGCAAAGCUGAAAGAGAAACACUUAACAAGAAGAUAUUAGAACUGGAAAAAACUCUAGUGGAAAAAGUUGCUGCUGCUCUUGUGAGUCAAGUUCAGCUAAAUGCAGUUCAGGAGCAAAGGAAAUUCAUGCAGGAAAUUCAGGAAGCUUCAGAAUGUGUAGAGGAAGCCAGCAAGAAUGCCCAAACAGAAGGUGUGAGCGAUAGAACUGAAAAUGAGACGGAAUCAAAAUUAUCAUUCCUAACACAGAAGCUUAGUGAGAUGGAGGACCAACUGGCAACGGUAAAUCGUAACUUGGAGCUAGAAACAGAAAAUGUAAAAAUUGCCCAAAAGGAAGCUAAGAUGAAAGAAGAGAGACUUUCAGAACUUCAGCAAUUACUAGAAGAGGUGCAAGACAAACACAAAGGAGAGAUUCAGAAAUACAUUAAGCAAGAAGAAAUGCAGACAUAUCAGGUAGAAGCAGAACUCAUGGAAAGUCGAAAGGAAAAUGUGCUUAUUAAUGAACUUGAACUGGAGAAAGUUAAAGAGGAGGCAGCUGCUGCUAAGGAAGAACUGAGCAGUUACAGAGGAAAGGCAGAAAAACUUCAGCAAGAACUAGCAGUAAAAGAAGCAAGUCUGACACAUCUUCAGGAAGACCUGCGCAAAGUCAAAGAGAACCUAGUUCAAGCAGAAGAGAGGCUUGCAAGUUACGUGAGAAAGGACAAGGAAAUGGCAAAAACUGAAAGCAAAAAGGAUGCAGAGAUAUUGUGUGAUUUGUCAACCAGUGAGUCGAGUCUAACUAGAAAAAGCUCACCAUCGCAGACAGACAAGACUGUGGAAAUCAACAGCUGUAUCCAAACUUCACCAGUCGCUGUUAAAAAUGCAGAAAUCCAAAUUGAGUUGCAAAACGGAUGUUCUUCAGAAGAGGUCACGGAGAUCAUAAGAGAAUUUACUGAGAAAAUCGACCAAAUGCAGGAACUCCACGCUGCUGAAAUCAUGGACAUGGAGACAAGGCAUAUCUCUGAAUCUGAAGCGCUAAAGAGAGAGAAGUUUGUUGCAGUGCAGGUAUUGACUGAAGAAUGUAAUACUUUAAAGGAAGUCAUAGAAACUCUACGAGCUAAAGAGGGAAUCCCAGCUUCUGGAAUAGCAUGUUCUCCACUGUAUCAAGCUAGAGAUGGAGGUUCUAGUGACUCCAGUUCAGACUGGAGUCAAGGAAUGUAUCUUGCUCAGACCCAGGGAUCUGACACGAUAUCUGAAGGAAUAGAUGAAGGUGAAACUUCAACAGAUUUACUUCCAAAAAAAAUUAAGGGGUUGCUGAGAGCAGUCCAUCAUGAAGGUAUACAGGUGCUGUCUCUCACUGAAUUUCCAUACAGUGAAAGAGAGAUGCCACCUCUUAAGCAGGAGACGGAGUGUUGGUUUGAAGAAAGGAAAGCUUUUCUAAGCACAAUUUCAUCUUUAAAAGACCUAAUUGCAAAAAUGCAACUUCAUAGAGACGCUGAGAUUUAUGCAAGUACCGAAUCUCCUGAAAGUGUCUCAGACUGGCGAGGAGAACUUCUGCGUGCUGUUCAGCAGCUUUUUGUGAGAGAGCAAAAUGUCCUCCUCGCUGCCUUUCAAACCGAACUGGCGGAACUGGGCACAAGAGAUGCAGUGAUACUGAUGAGUCAGUUAGAGCACAGACUACAAGAGCAGGCUACUAACCAGAGAUCAGCAAUGGACUGUCUUCAGAAUGCAGACAGAAGAAGUUUGCUGAUGGAGAUUCAAGUAUUGCACGCUCAGAUGAACAGUAAGAAAAAUAAUCCAAAGAGAGAACAAGAGAUGGAUUCAAAAAACCAAGAAAUGCUGGAGUAUAACAUGCAGCAGAAGCAGUCACAGAUACUGGAGAUGCAAGUGGAGCUUCGGAGUGUGAAGGACAGAGCAGCUGAGCUACAGGAACAGCUGAAUUCAGAGAGAAUGACGGGUACUGAGCUGAAGAAUGAACUUGCACAAGCCAAACUAGAGCUUGAAACAACCCUUAAAGCACAGCACAAGCACUUCAAGGACCUAGAAACCAUCAGGACUGAAGUUAAAGAAAAAGCAGCUGAGUUAGAUAUUCUCAAGGAUACAAUGGCCAGCGAACAGAAGAAAUCGAGAGAGCUACAGUGGGCUUUGGAAAAGGAAAAAGCUAAAAUGGAACGCGGUGAGGAAAGAGGAAGAGAAGAGCUUGAGGAUUUAAAAUUUUCACUUGAAGAUCAAAAACAAAAGAACUUAGAGCUAACUAAACUUUUGGAGCAAGAGAAACAGCUAUCAACUGAUCUGCAACAGAAAAUUGAAUCCCAAGAAGCACUCAGUGCUGCCCAGCUGUCACGUGAACGGGGCCGUAAUUCUGAGUUGCAGGUGCUUCUUGAAUCAGAGAAGGUUCGAGCUCUUGAAAUCAGCAGUGCCCUAGAAAGGGAAAAAGAGCUAUGUGCUCAGCUUCAAAGUGCUGAAGAUAAGGGGCAAGCUGGAACACCUAAUCCUUCUGAGGAAUUACUUAAGGAGCUACAGAAACAAAUGGAUGAAAAGCAUGACCGUAUAGUGGAGUUAGUAAGUGAGAUGGAGAAGUACAAACUGGAAUCUGUGCAAGUGAGACAGCAAAUGGAAAAAGAAAGGCAGAUCCAGAGGAAAGCAUUGCAAGCAGAACAAGAUGCUAACAUAAUAGCACAGAAGAAACUCCAUGAACUGGAGUCCAAAGUAGAAGACCUUCAGUGGCAACUUGGAGAAAAGAAGCAAGAGGUUCAUAAACUAGGGAAUGAAACAAAGAAGUUGCUUGAAAUAAUCCAAGAACUACAGAACAAAGAGCAGGAGAAUGAAGGGAGAAGGGAAGCUGGAAGGACACCAAGCCACAACCCAAAUGAGACUACCUGGGAUACACCCAAUGACAGAACAAGAAAUUGGGUUCUCCAGCAAAAAAUGGAAGGAGCUGAGACGAAUGAAUCAACCUACCCCAUGCUGACGGGAGGAGGAGAGCUCUCUGCUGCUACUGAAAUCCUGGAAAACGUCAGAAAAAAGCUGCAAAACGCAUCUCCAAAGCUGAAGCAGUUGGCUCGGAAAGCUGCCAGCAGGCUGCAGUUCGAGACAGCAGAUGAUCAAGACUUCAUUGGAAUACAAAAUGCUAUUGAGGAGGUUAUUUCAGAGCUGCAAAAACUGCCCGGAGCGUCCUGUCUGGAAAAGCUGAAGCUGGUGCUGCCACCGGGGACUCCAUCCAGCUCGUUGACGGAGAGGCUGCUGAGACAAAAUGCUGAGCUGACGGGCUUUGUCAGCAGACUGAGCGAAGAAAAGAACAAUUUGAGGAAUGCUGUUAUGAAACUGGAGGAAGAAGUGACAAGAUACAAGCACAGACAACCUUCUGGAGAUUACUCUUCUAGACACUCAUCGGAUGUUGGAGUUAAUAUCGAUACUCUUCUUGCCUCUGAGAAGGAAAUUUGGAACAGAGAGAAGCUGUCACUGCAGAAGGCUUUGAAGCAAGCUGAUGCAGAACUCUCCAAGCUGAGAGCAGAGCUCAGGAGCGAAGCUUUCCUCAGAGAACUGGGAUCAGAUUCUGAAAACACUGUUUUAAGGAGAAUUUAUGGCAAAUACCUACGAGCAGAGAGUUUUCGGAAGGCUCUCAUAUAUCAGAAAAAAUAUUUGCUGCUGUUACUGGGCGGGUUCCAGGAGUGUGAAGAAGCCACGCUGGCCCUCAUUGCCCGAAUGGGUGGGCAGCCUUCCUACACGGACCUCGAAAUCAUCACGCAUCACUCGAAGGGUUUCACGAGAUUUCGCUCUGCGGUCAGAGUGUCCAUUGCAAUUUCACGAAUGAAGUUCCUGGUUCGUCGCUGGCACCGAGUUACAGGUUCUGGUGGACUAAGUGUCAACAGGGAGGUCUUCAGCCAGAACACAGGUACCCAGUUACGCUCGGAUUCAUUCUCUGGCGGCGUGGAUCUUUAUGGAGAACAAAGGCAUUCGUACAGCAGAUCCAGGUCAGACAUGGAGUCUCCUAGAUCUCCUGUAAACUUUCAACAUAAGCUCCCAAGUAUGCAUGCCGAGCUAAACCCCGUCUCCUUCACCUGCUCUCAGCUGCAGAACUACGAUCCUGAGCGAGCUUUGACGGAUUACAUCAAUCGGCUGGAGGCGCUACAGCGGCGACUUGGCAGCGUGCAGUCAGGUUCAACUUCAUACACUCAGUUGCACCUGGGUAUGAGAAGAUAA